This is a messenger RNA of Calidris pugnax (ruff), 4102 nucleotides long. It is a transcript of the gene MAPK4, whose product is annotated as mitogen-activated protein kinase 4. Gene Ontology annotation, molecular function: ATP binding; MAP kinase activity. Gene Ontology annotation, biological process: intracellular signal transduction; protein phosphorylation; cell surface receptor signaling pathway. Lineage: Eukaryota; Metazoa; Chordata; Aves; Charadriiformes; Scolopacidae. The coding region runs from base 419 to 2170 and encodes 583 amino acids. Gene Ontology annotation, cellular component: cytoplasm; nucleus. The transcript has 6 exons. The record is from RefSeq and is a predicted model, not a curated record.
CCAGCUGCACCCCAUACUUCGGCAUCGUCUGGGGGAUAUCGGAGAAGGAAAACAGGAAAGAAGCUGAAAAAUGUAGCAGAGCUGAUCUUUUAGUCCCAAGAAAAGUCACCUAGAGAUCUCCGGGGUGCUUUUAUCUGCGCUGCUUGGGAAGUCUUGAUUUCUCACCCAGUUUAAAACAUUUUGUUGGGGUGCCUGUGUGUGCUUGCAUCCCUUUUCCCUCUCAACGAUCUCAAAGGUCCCUUCCAACCAUGAAUAUUUUGCAAUUCUCUGAUCUGCGUUGUCAUCUUGAAGCGAUGGGCGUCUCUAAUUAAUAAUGAGGCUCUUGUUUUCAAACCCCGUUGGUGACUGGGAAGCCCUUGGACUCUCCCAGCUUUUCGAGUGACGAAGAGGAAGGAGCCCAAAGAGGAAGGAGCCCGCGAUGGCCGAGAAGUGCGACUGCAUCGCCAGCAUGUACGGGUACGACCUGGGUUGUCGCUUCGUUAAUUUUCGCCCUUUGGGUUUUGGGGCCAACGGGUUGGUGCUCUCAGCCCUCGACAGCAAGAGCUGCCGUAAAGUGGCCGUGAAGAAGAUCACCAUCGGCGACGCGCGGAGCAUGAAGCACGCGUUCCGGGAGAUCAAGAUCAUCCGUCGCCUGGAGCACGAUAACAUCGUGAAGGUGUACGAGGUGUUGGGGCCCAAGGGGACCAACCUUCGUGGGGAUUUCUUCAAGUUCAACAUGUUCAACAUGGUCUACAUCGUCCAGGAGUACAUGGAGACGGACCUGGCGCGCUUGCUGGAGCAGGGGAAGCUCGCCGAGGAACACGCCAAGCUCUUCAUGUACCAGCUGCUGCGGGGGUUGAAGUACAUCCACUCAGCCAACGUCCUCCACCGCGACCUCAAGCCGGCCAAUAUCUUCAUCAGCACGGAGGACCUGGUGCUGAAGAUCGGUGAUUUCGGGCUGGCCAGGAUCGUGGAUCAACAUUACUCCCACAAGGGUUACCUCUCAGAAGGCUUGGUGACAAAAUGGUAUCGCUCCCCUCGCCUCCUCCUCUCGCCCAACAACUACACCAAAGCCAUCGACAUGUGGGCGGCCGGCUGCAUCCUGGCCGAGAUGCUGACAGGAAGGAUGCUCUUUGCUGGGGGUCACGAGCUGGAACAGAUGCAGCUUAUUCUGGAGACGAUCCCCGUGAUCCACGAGGAGGACAAGGAGGAGCUGCUCAAAGUCAUGCCCACGUUCAUCAACAGCACCUGGGAAGUGAGGAAGCCGCUGCGCAAGCUGCUCCCUGAAGUGGACAGUGAAGCUAUUGAUUUCCUGGAGAAAAUAUUGACUUUUAACCCUAUGGAUCGAUUGACGGCCGAGAUGGGUCUGCAGCAUCCUUACAUGAGUCCCUAUUCCUGCCCCGAGGAUGAACCGGUGUCUCAGCAUCCCUUCCGGAUUGAGGAUGAGAUCGAUGACAUCUUACUCAUGGAAGCCAACCAGAGCCAGAUGUCUAACUGGGACAGGUACCACGUCAGCCUCUCCUCCGAUUUGGAAUGGAGACACGAUAAAUACCACGAUAUGGAUGAGGUUCAGCGGGACCCCCGGGCGGGGUCGGAAUCCAUCGCGGAAGAAGCACAAGUUGAUCCGCGGAAAUACUCCCAGAGCAGCUCAGAGAGGUUUUUGGAAUUAUCCCACUCAUCCAUGGACCGAGUUUUUGAUGCCGAUUGCGGGAAAUCGUGUGAUUACAAAGUGGGGUCACCUUCCUACUUGGACAAAUUGCUGUGGAGAGACAAUAAGCCCCAUCAUUACUCGGAGCCCAAGCUGAUUUUAGAUUUAUCCCACUGGAAAAGAGCAACCAUAGCACCCGCAGCUGAGCUAUCGCUGGAAGAAGAACCAUCCAACCUCUUUCUGGAGAUUGCUCAGUGGGUGAAGAGCACCCAGGUGGGUCUGGAGUGUCCUAGUCCUCUUCCAGAGAUUCAGGAACGGAGCCUGCCGUCUUCUCCUCACCAUCUCCACAAAGAACCCACGGAGGUGAACAAUGAGACAGACCCCGAGUUUGACUUGGACGUCUUCAUCUCCAGGGCGUUGAAACUUUGCACAAAACCCGAGGAUCUUCCAGACAACAAGCUCAAUGACAUCAACGGGGCCUGCAUAUCCGAGCACCCCGGUGAGAUUGUACAAACAGAGGUGUACCAGAAAGAAAGAUGGUGAGGAACCCACACCUGGGAAACCCCCUGCUGUAUCUCCCUGUUCCUCUCUGAUGGUGUGGCCGUUGCCCGGGGCCAAGGUGGCUUCCGUCUGUCAUUGAGCAUCCAUUUUUUUACGCUCUACCGAAUGCCUUUUUCUGAAAAGGCGAGCACAAACCACAUGCCCCUUUUGAUGCCUUAGAAAUAACCUUUAAGGGAAUCAAGAGGUGUGAACGAAAUACUGAGUUUCUUAUACUGCCUUAACACUCUUGCCUUGCAAUCUCUGGGACCUGUUUGAAACUUAAAUGUCCGAGGGAAAGGUGACGGUACGUGGUAAGUUUGCAAACAGAAGUCAAAUCAACUUCUUUUCCUUUCUUUUUCUAUAGCGUCUUAAAAUGACAAGGACAAAAAUCAGCAGUUUCAUUACGGUCAGAUAACCUCUCCUGGUUUGACGGGUUCCCCAAAAACACCAAACUUUGAGCUCCUCUGAGUACAGGUGGUUCGGAGAGAAGCGAUGGAGGUGGCGUCCGUGGUCAACCGUCAGUCAGCGGAGAACAGAACUAGAGGUAGAGUUUGGCCAUCAGACAGAACCCUUGGAGAGUGUUAAUGGGGAAGGAAUUUGACCUCAAAAAAAAAACAUGGGCCACUUGGGAUUUUAUUUUUUCUGAUUGGAAGGCAAAAUUUUUGCUGAGUGCAUUCUCUUUGUUUGGUUCCUCACACAUAAGUUCUCCCUUCUGUUGCACGGAGGAGAUCUCCGAGUUCCGUAGGAGGCCCCGUACGACGCAUUUUCAACACAAAAACCUGGUGCUGCAAGUCCUGUCUCGGGCAGCUGCCCAGCAGACCAGCAAGUUCUGGUGGUAAGGGCUGGACAGGAGUCGAGAGGUAGAAACAGGGUGUCUCGGGGUGUGAUGGUGCCUGGCACCACCGGUAACACAGACCCAGCGAGGGCACCCACCUUUGUGAAUAAAAAAAAAGAGUGAAAAUACUACUAUUUUACCUUCUUCUGACAAAGAUGCUGUGAAGAAAAACAACAUUAGAUUCAUAACUGGCCACCUCUUUGCUUCCAGCUUCUUUGGAAGAUGCCGGUGUAAAUAGAGACAAACACAACUGAUCUACUGUAACUUCUGUUUUCAGCCACACUUCUGAGCACCUUAGUAAUUAAUCAGCUAACAUGAGUUUGUAUAUGGAAGAAGAAAUGUUCUAUACUUAUAUUUAAUCAAACCCGCCGGUUUUUUUAAAGUGGAAAACCUGUAAAUAGUGUCAUAAAAGCCAAAUCUCUGCUUUCCUCGCCGUCGUGUCCCUGUGCUCUCCAGCGCAGCGGCGUUCCUUGCAUCUGUAAAAGAGAAACUACUGUAAUUAGUAACUCUAAAGUCCAUAUUUAACUAUUGUUCCUUAUACAAAUUAUUUCUACCCUUUUAACAAGCAAUCUACUAAGUGUUCUGAGGUGUGAAGAAACCCGACGCGAGACUCGGGAUGAUAACUAACAGCAGCAUUGACUGUAUUGACCCUGGUUUCUGCUCUUGGUGGGAUCAGGUACAGGUUUAGCUGUAGGAGAGCUUGUGCUAGGCACUGACAAACCCAAAAACUUCUUCUUACUGUGAAGAUCUCUCCUUAGGUUGAUUGAAAUGCCAUUACUGCAGCGUAGAUUUGCAUGGAUGGGACGGGGCGGAAGCCCUGGGGCAGGGGUGGAGAAGGCAAAGCCAUUGGAGAAGGCAGCUGGAAGGCAAAGCCAUUGGAGAGGGCAUCUGGAAGGUCAAGCCAUUGGGCUCUGGUCUUUGCUUCGAGUGUUUGGACGUCCCCCACAGCAGUUUAGAGCGGGGAGACAAGGGAGAAACAGAGGGUUGGUUUCCAGUGUGUUGUAGAUUAUUUGAUAUACCUCAACUAAAGCUCAGCACUUUUACUCAUGGUGGAAGAAAUUCAGGCACCCAAGAAGUGGCCCCCGUGGCGGAGCGGAUCC